Molecule: messenger RNA, 3888 nt
Organism: Lynx canadensis (Canada lynx)
Lineage: Eukaryota; Metazoa; Chordata; Mammalia; Carnivora; Felidae
Gene: ETV3
Product: ETS variant transcription factor 3
Exons: 5
Coding region: 94-1623 (509 amino acids)
Biological process (GO): regulation of transcription by RNA polymerase II; cell differentiation
Cellular component (GO): nucleus
Molecular function (GO): DNA-binding transcription factor activity, RNA polymerase II-specific; sequence-specific DNA binding
Source: RefSeq, a predicted model, not a curated record
ACUUCCUGCUGGGGUGGAUGAGGAGGAGCCGGAGACGCCGCGGGGGAGACCGGAGCGAAGACGGGCCGCGCCGGGGAGAGCAGGAGGGUGAAAAUGAAAGCAGGCUGUAGCAUCGUGGAAAAGCCAGAAGGAGGUGGAGGGUAUCAGUUUCCCGACUGGGCCUACAAAACCGAGUCGUCCCCAGGCUCCCGGCAGAUCCAGCUGUGGCACUUCAUCCUGGAGCUGCUGCAGAAGGAAGAGUUCCGCCACGUCAUCGCCUGGCAGCAGGGGGAGUACGGCGAGUUUGUCAUCAAGGACCCGGACGAGGUGGCCCGCCUCUGGGGCCGCAGGAAGUGCAAACCACAGAUGAAUUACGACAAGCUGAGCCGGGCCCUCAGAUACUAUUAUAACAAGAGGAUCCUUCAUAAAACAAAAGGGAAAAGAUUUACUUAUAAAUUUAACUUCAACAAGCUGGUGAUGCCUAACUACCCAUUCAUCAACAUCCGGUCAAGUGGUGUGGUCCCCCAGAGUGCGCCACCAGUGCCGACGGCCUCUUCCCGGUUCCAUUUCCCCCCUCUGGACACCCAUUCUCCGACGGGCGACGUGCAGCCCGGGCGGUUCUCCGCCGGCUCCCUCGCCGCUUCUGGCCAGGAGUCCGGUAACGGCGCCGAGAGAAAGGCGGAGCUGCCGGAGCUGGACGACGGCUCGGCCGCCGACUGGCGCCGGGGCGUGGACCUCCUGUCCUCGCGGAGUGCCGUCGGUGCGGGAGGGAUCGGCCAUCAGAAACGCAAGCCGGACAUCAUGCUUCCUCUGUUCACCAGGCCCGGGAUGUACCCUGACCCCCACAGCCCCUUCGCCGUCUCUCCGCUCCCUGGCCGUGGAGGCGUUCUCAACGUCCCCAUCUCCCCAGCCCUGUCCCUGACGCCCACCAUCUUCUCCUACAGCCCGUCCCCGGGCCUCAGCCCCUUCGCCGGCAGCGGCUGCUUCUCCUUCAACCCUGAGGAAAUGAAACACUACCUUCAUUCUCAAGCCUGCUCCGUGUUCAACUACCACCUGAGUCCGCGGACAUUCCCCCGUUACCCGGGCCUCGUGGUCCCGCCUCUGCAGUGCCAGAUGCAUCCUGAGGAGUCGGCCCAGUUUUCCAUCAAGCUGCAGCCCCCGCCAGCUGGGCGGAAGAACCGGGAGAGGGUGGAGAGCAGCGAGGAGUCCGCCCCCGUCACUGCUCCCCCCGUGGCUCCUGUCCCCCCGAGAAUUAAGGUGGAGCCGGCCUCCGACAAGGAUCCGGAGAGCCUCGGGCAGUUGGCGCGGGAGGAGGAGCGCUCCCAGGAAGAGGGCCCUGUGCCGGGCAGGACCACGGAGGAGGAGAAGGGCACCCUCUUUGCCCGCCCGGCUGUGCCGGUCUGGCCCUCCGCACCCGUCGGCACCCCGAGCGAAGAGCCCCUAGAGGUGGCUGAAGACAGUGAGGACAGGCCUGGCAGAGAGCCCAACGCGCCUGAGAAGAAAGAAGACGCCCUGAUGCCCCCCAAGCUCCGGUUGAAGCGGCGUUGGAACGAUGGCCCUGGAGCCCACCAGCCGAGUAAGAACGGCGCGGCCCUCUGGAGGGGGCCGGGACCCCGGGGCUUGGCCGCGGCCGCCGACGCCUAGAACUGGCGGGGGGUCGGGGACCGUUUGUACUCUAGUCACACGCGUCCGUGUAUUUAUGUAGCGAGAUUGGGGGGGGGGGGGGUGGGGGGAGGGAGUUAGACUGGUUUGAUCAUUCUAGGGGCAUAGACUUGUAUUUUUAUGUUUGGGGGACGGGAUGGGCAUCUUCUGUUGUAAAUUAGGUGGGGUAUGAACACUUUCCCUGGUGAAUAGCACGCGGGGAGGUCGAUGAACUGAGAGGAGGAGGGGCCUCCGCUUCUUGGGGAGGCUCACACUUCCCGACAAACUCUCUCGGGGGCCUCGCUACGCUUGGCCCCGUCUAGUUCAGGUUCCAGACUUCUUUUCUAUUGUAUUUAUAUAUGGAAAGCCAUUAAUGAAUUUCUUUUGCUCUGAGAGAUACACGUAAAAGGGAAUAGGGCGUGAUCAGGAGGGUGAGUGGGGAGAGCCCAUUCAUACUAUGGGUGUCGCCUGAGAUGUUUCUGUAUAAUUAUUUCAGGGGAGGAAUGAGAUAACCUGUCUUACUGGGACGGGGGGGCGUGUUCAGAUGUUGCUUUUUUCCUCUUUUCCUUUGUUGUUGUUGUUUGGCGUUUUUUCCUUUGCUUUUAAAAAAAAAUCGUUUGCAGGAAACGUGAGACGUUUGCGCCGGUCACAGGCGGGGGUUGGGGGUUCCACAGGGGUGGGGCCGGGGGCCCCACUGCAGGUUUCUCAGACUUACCCCUGCUUCCCGUAGUGAGGAGCUGUAAACUCUGGUUCAGGGAAGCAAGAAGAGGGCGGGAGGACAUAACCCAAUGCCUUUAAAAACAAAACACAUACAAAAAUGAUCUUCAUCUUUCCUUCUCCAUCGUGGGUUUGGAGAGCCAGGCUGCAGCGUGGCCGUGGGCGCGCUGAGCAGCACGACGUGGGAGAUGCCUUUGCGUUGCGUCUGGUUCUCUGGCUGUUUCUUAAGUCGAGCCUUAACAAUGAGCAUACUUUCACCUGAUACGGGUCUGUCGGCAGAAGCCCAGAGAAGGGCACGGACAACUUUGCAGACAAGCCAGGAGCGUCGAAACAGGGUUAAGUUUCGAGUUGGCAUUUAGUUGUGCCCCUGAGCGUCACCGGGACGAGAAGCAGGACGGCGGGAUUGUGGGCGACAGGGGCAGGUGAUACCUGGAAAUUCAGAAGGUAGCCGGGGUGCGAGUGGAUGUCGUUGGAGACUGAAGGGCGAGGCGGGCGGAGACACAGAAGGCGGCCAGAUGCCAAGAGCCUGGGGGGAGCGCGGGAGUUGGUGUCCGUCCUGUCGUGGUGGUGCCGUUUCUGGUGUACCCAUUUCCCUAGAUUGUUCUAAUCCUCCUGAUCAGCUGGCCGUCUCCCCCCCCCCCCACCCCCGCCGAGACUCCAGUUUACAGAUGGCGAGGAGUGGUUUCUCCAUGGGGAAUCCCCUUCCCUCGGCACGAAGGAACGGGAAAGUACUGCUCUUACGUGAAGUGAGAGAGACCUGACUGGGGGCAGAGAGAAGCCACAGCCACCCGUGUGCGCACACGCGUAACUGCGAGGUGUGCCGAGAUGCCGGACCGGCUCACGUCUGCCCGGCGUCCAGGAGGCAGGGAGAGAGGAGAUGACUCCCUAUCCGAUGGAGGCAGGGAGCGGGCACAGGGACGCUGUCUAGGAAGUGGCGAAAUCCCUGACUGCACCUUAGCCUGAGGAAACUGUAUACUAAGAAGCAUUCAAAGGUUGUCUUUUAAUGGGGGGGGGAGGGUCUUUUUUAAAAGAGUGCAUGCGGGAGGGGCGGGGGAAGGUGAGUGGGUUGGUAGCUGGCUUGGGAUGUCUUGAGUCCAUCGUGCUAUUCUCUGGCAGGUGUCCUCGUUCAGAUUUCCAAAUAGUGACUUGUCUUUCCCUAGGAAGGGCUCAGGAGAGUGGUCUAUCAACUCAGGCUUUGGUCAGGCUGCAGAGGGCUCCCCGUUCAGCCUCCUUGGGGUUGGUUAUGUUUUUGUCCGUUUCUUUCUCUGCACCUCUUACCUCGGAUCAGAAAGCAAGCCCAGGCAGGUGGAGGAAGGAUCUCUGCGUGGCAUUGCCCAAUCUAACCAGGGUGGCUGGCCGGCCCCCCUCCCUGUCCACGAGAGGGGGGGGCCAGCACGUGUCGGUAUGAACUCAGGAAUAGAAACUCGAGGCCUUUAAAAUAAGAGGGAGGAAAAUCCGUGAUGCAUACCUGGAAACCCCUGGAACCCAAGUGCCAGAAUUAAUUCCUAGAUGCUGCUUCUGUGUGAACAAAAAGUCACCGCUUUUACACUU